ACCUCUUUGUCGGACAGUCUCAGAUGCUGUCCAUGUGUUAGAGGCAAUUGUGGGUUAUGACCCAAGAGAUGAGGAAGCAACCCUGGCGGCAUCAAAGUAUAUACCUCAAGGUGGCUACAAGCAGUUCUUAAAGGUGGAGGGUUUGAAGGGCAAAAGAUUGGGAGUUCUAAGAGCCGGCUUCUUCGAAUUUUCUGAAGGAUCUGUCCGUCAGAAGACUUUUGAGGAGCAUUUCAACACAAUGAGCAAAAAGGGAGCUAUAUUGGUCGACAACCUUGAAAUAGCAAAUUGGAGCAUCAUCCUCGACUAUCUGCUAAGUGACGAGUUCGUUGCACUAUUGGCUGAGUUUAAGUUAUCCCUGAAUGCUUACUUGUCAGAGUUGUCCUAUUCUCCUGUUAGGUCUCUUGCAGAUGUAAUAGCCUUCAACAAUGAACAUAGUGUUGAGGAAAGGACUGAAGAAUUUGGACAGCUUAUUUUCUUGGCGGCUCAACACACAAGUGGGAUUGGUCCCGCUGAAAGGAGUGCAAUUGCUAAUAUGACUCAACUAUCCAGGAUAGGAUUGGAAAGAUUGAUGAUGGAGAAACAAUUAGAUGCAAUUGUGACACCUGAUGCAAAUAUAUCUCCCAUUCUUGCCAUCGGUGGCUACCCAGGCAUUAGUGUUCCUGCAGGAUAUGACUUGGAUGGAAAACCUUUUGGCAUUAGUUUUGGUGGUUUAAAGGGUUCUGAGCCAAAAUUAAUUGAGAUUGCCUAUGCUUUUGAACAAACAACAAAUAUGCGAAAACCUCCAUCAUAUAAGCCAUGAAAAGGACAUUAAUUGU
Molecule: messenger RNA, 815 nt
Organism: Elaeis guineensis (African oil palm)
Lineage: Eukaryota; Viridiplantae; Streptophyta; Magnoliopsida; Arecales; Arecaceae
Source: RefSeq, a predicted model, not a curated record